Messenger RNA from Andrographis paniculata, 1192 nucleotides. RefSeq lists its product as uncharacterized. The record is from RefSeq and is a predicted model, not a curated record. Lineage: Eukaryota; Viridiplantae; Streptophyta; Magnoliopsida; Lamiales; Acanthaceae. Bases 258 to 866 code for a protein of 202 amino acids. The transcript is spliced from 4 exons.
UGCAGUGUGCGCUAUGAGCAGAAAGACUCACAUAAGAUAUGUGAAUAAAAAUUAAUUACUGCAUUUACCGCGGUCAUUGAUCUGUGCAUUUGCUGGAAAUCUGCUCAAAGUAUGCAGACUGUAGGGCCAUCUUCGAGCCCACGAUGUAGGUAUCGACAAGCAAUGUCUGGACUCUCGGUCUCUGACUGCCACCCGGAAUGGAUAUGAUGUGAAUCAUACACCUUCGAACAAGUGAAUCGUUUUAGGGGAGGGAAAGAAUGACUGGUUUCGUGCAAAUUCAACCCUUUCUCAAGAAUCCUUCAUUAAUGAGCUGUUCAAUCUUGUGCAGAGAUGAUUGUUUAAUGAAGAGGCCAUGGAGCAAUAGCAGAGAGACCCUUCUCACUCCUAAGAAGCGAAUCAAAUUCAGACACUCGGCUCCAACUGAAAAUGGAAGAAGAAUGACAUAUAGGAAGGGAAAUGGAAUUGUUUGCAACGGAUCUUUGUUUCCAGUGGAUCCAUGGGCGCCUACAGUCGAUUCAGAGAGCAUAGCUUCGCAGCUCUUUGCUUUCUCCCUGUUUCCUUAUCUGGGUUUCUUGUAUUUCAUCACCAAAUCAAAAUCUGCCCCAAAACUCACCCUUUUUGGAUUCUACUUCUUGCUUGCCUUCGUUGGCGCCACAAUACCUGCUGGAAUAUAUGCAAAGGUUCACUACGGAACAUCCUUGUCGAACGUCGAUUGGCUGCAUGGUGGAGCUGAGUCUAUGCUCACUCUCACCAACAUAUUCAUCGUCUUAGGUCUUAGGGAAGCUCUUAGAAAAGGUGAAGACAGAGAUGAAAGCACUUCAGACUCAACCCCAGGUGUCGAAGACAAGGAGAAGUCAUCUGUUUAGGUAGCAAAUGGUACACUUUUCGGUGCCUUGGUUGUCUCUUAGUUUGUACGUAACUUCAGUUAUAGAUUUUGAUUCCCCUUAUUAGACAAAGCAGGAGGUCUCCAUUUAGGUUCUCUCGUUGUGUACAUUCUUCUCCAAUUUUUGCAGGUUUCUUUUCACCCUCCACGUGUUGACAAUGGCUUUUCUCUUAAUCAGGUUUUGUACAUAAUUCCUCACUGUUUUGUUAGCAUUUUUAGAGGCCCUUCUUAAAUGUAUGUAAAGUAUUUGCAUAUAUAAUUUUAUAUAUGUUUGAACUACUUGCAUAUUAAUAGUUCUUCGAACAGGAA